Rosa rugosa (rugosa rose) is the source of this 3773-nucleotide messenger RNA. RefSeq names its product DNA (cytosine-5)-methyltransferase CMT2-like. Gene Ontology annotation, cellular component: nucleus. Gene Ontology annotation, molecular function: DNA (cytosine-5-)-methyltransferase activity; chromatin binding. The transcript has 23 exons. NCBI's taxonomy places the organism in Eukaryota, Viridiplantae, Streptophyta, Magnoliopsida, Rosales, Rosaceae. The record is from RefSeq and is a predicted model, not a curated record. The coding region runs from base 107 to 3511 and encodes 1134 amino acids.
GACAGUCGACAGUGGACAGUCCCUUUUAUCACCUUUUCGAACUCAUUGAAAGUUAGAAACCACCACACUCCCAUAAAUCCGAUUCGCUUUCUACUACCUUCUUCCCAUGGCUUCUCUCAAAUCCAAAUCGGACCCCAAUUCCCUCGCCGUCACGGUGUUCGACGAGAAUGUGGCUUGCGACGAACAUGCACGGCCGCUGAACUUCGUCGAUUCGAGAUCUGCAUUCUCGGCCGGCCUGCCGGAGCUCGCUCCGGCGCCGGAGAUGGCCGUGAAAGACGGCGUAAGGGAAAUGCAGGAGCACCGGAGCCUGAGAAGGUCGCCGAGACUGUCUCCAUUGCCCGAUCUGCCCUCGCCCAGCAAGAAGGCCAGGGGUAGUUUGGGAAAUGUGGCCAUUGACAAUUGUGUGAGGAGGUCGCCGAGACUUGCGUCUGCUGACGUGGAAGCCGGAAAGGGCAAAACCUUUGUUCAGCAUAAGAAGUGCAAGGGUGGAAGCAUGGGAUCGAAUGGGGAUGAAGAGAAAGAUACUGAGAAGUUUACAAGGAGAUCUCCGAGGUUGAUGAAUCAGUCUGAAAUGAAAUGUUGCUAUCCAAAAGUUUCAACACAAGAGUUAUCUUUGAGAAACUUGGAAUCCUGUGAAAAGGGCUGUUCCAGGGCCAUGUCAUUGAGAACUGCAGACGCUGAAAGAUCACCUAGAGAUAUAAAACUUGAACACUUAUCUGAUUCAAAGGAGAAAUGUCCUUCUAAGAAGAUUUUGGUCAACAAAUUGAAUGAGAAGCACAUAAGAAGAUCUCCUAGAUUUUCCCCUAGUGUGGCAGCAGCAAAUUCCAAUUCAAAUUGUUCCAUUGAAUUGUCUGGUUCAAAAGGUAAGGGUUCUUCCAAGAAGAUUAUGGUCUCAUUAGGAACAUCUGAUUUAAAAUGUUUUGAUGGGAGAUGCUUGAGGCAAUCUCCAAUAAGAGCGACAUCUAUGUUUGAGGUUAAAAGAAAAGAAACAGAAUGUGCUUUCAUUCAAUUGCCUGAGACUGAAACUAGAGAAACAGAACAUGCUUUUAUUGAAUUGCCUGAGACAUUUGUGAAUCUACCUCCAAAGAACGUGAAAACCUUCGGUUCUUCAAAAAACAGAAAAAAGAACUGCGAAACUAGUUUCUUUAUCGGAGAUCCGAUUCCUGAUGUUGAAGCACAAGAAAGAUGGGGUUGGCGGUAUCAAUUGAAGAGUCAAAGAUCUAACAGUCAGAGCAUGAAGCUAAACGAUGAUGGAGAAGAUGAGAUAAUUUUGAACGUGGAAUGCCAUUUUGCUCAAGCUAAAAUUGGCAAUUGCAUCUUCAGUCUUGGGGAUUGUGUAUAUGUACAGGGUAAUGAAGGAAAAAAAGAUGUGGGGAGGAUCAUAGAGUUUUUCAAGACAACUGAUGGAGAAAAUUAUUUCAGAGUUCAGUGGUUUUAUAGGGUUGAAGAUACUGUUAUCAAAGAAGUUGGAAGUUUUCAUGACAAGAGGCGUUUAUUCUAUUCAACUGUAGUGAACGAUAAUUUGAUAGAUUGCAUUAUUUCGAAAGUCAAUGUUACACAGAUAUCACCUAGGGUAGGAUUAAAAGUGAAAUCCAUUGCAUCGUCUGACUUCUACUAUGAUAUGGAAUACUGCAUAGACUAUUCCACAUUUCGCACCUUGGUCACUGAUAAUUCUCUUAGGAGCCAUAGCUUCUCAUCAAGCAAUUUGAUAGAAAUGGAGUCUACCUUGCAAACUGCCAAGUCUCUGGGGAACAGUCCCAGUUGUGAUACUUACAAUGCAGAGUUUUCACUUUUAGAUCUCUAUUGUGGUUGUGGUGGAAUGUCAACUGGAUUGUGCCUUGGUGCCAAACUUUCUUCUGUUAACCUUGUCACGAAAUGGGCCCUUGACAGUGAUAAAUCUGCCUGUGAAAGCUUAAAGUUGAAUCAUCCAGAAACACAUGUCAGGAAUGAAGCUGCCGAGGAUUUUCUUGAACUAUUGAAGGAAUGGGAAAAGUUAUGCAGACAGUAUGAGGUCGAUAAUGUAGAGAGAACUAAUCGAUCUAGAUCGGAGACCUCAAGAGUACCCAAGCACAAUGAUGAGACUGAAUUUGAAGUUUCCAGGAUUAUUGAUAUCUGCUAUGGUGACCCCAAUAAGACAGGCAAGCGUGGAGUAAACUUUAGGGUGCGUUGGAAGGGUUAUGGUAGCAGUGACGAUACAUGGGAACCAAUUGGAGGCUUAAGUAACUGCAAAGAGAGUAUACAAGAUUUUGUAAGAAAUGGGAAGAAGCUGAAGAUCUUGCCACUUCCAGGGGAUGCUGAUGUAAUUUGCGGGGGCCCACCUUGCCAAGGAAUUAGUGGCUAUAAUCGCUUUAGAAAUGUCGACUCUCCUUUGGAUGAUGAGAAAAAUCGUCAAAUUAUAGUCUUCAUGGAUAUAGUAAAUCUGUUAAAGCCAAAGUAUGUGUUGAUGGAAAAUGUAGCAGACAUUCUGAGAUUUGAUAAGGCUUCUCUUGGAAGGUAUGCGCUCAGUCGUUUGGUGCAGAUGACUUACCAAGCAAGGCUAGGAAUAAUUGCUGCUGGUUGUUAUGGCCUUCCACAAUUUCGAUUGCGUGUUUUCUUGUGGGGUGCUCAUCCUUCUGAGAAUCUACCCCAAUUUCCUCGUCCCACACAUGAUGUUAUUAUUAGAUACUGGCCUCCGCCAGAGUUUGAGCGCAAUGUUGUUGCUUAUGAUGAAGACCAACCUCGUGAGCUAGAAAAAGCUCUUCUUCUUCAAGAUGCCAUCUCUGAUCUUCCUGCAGUCAAACACAAUGAAACAAGUGAAGAAAUGUUGUUCAAAAACCCUCCUGAAACAGAUUUCCAAAGAUAUAUAAGAUCAACACAAUAUGGUGACUUCCAUCUUUACUUUGUUUAUGCUGCUUCUGCAGAGAUGGUUGGAUCUGCAUUAGAUGACACUAAGAAAAAGGAAAAUUUGCUGUAUGACCAUCGAUCUUACCCUUUACACGAAGAUGAUUAUGCACGAGUUUGUCAGAUUCCGAAAAGAAAGGGAGCAAAUUUCCGGGACCUACCUGGUGUUGUUGUAGGAAGAGACAAUGUGGCUCGGAGGGAUUUGACUGAAAAGCAGUCAGUGUUGCCAUCUGGAAAGCCAUUGGUACCAGACUAUGCCUUUACUUUUGAACAAGGGAAGUCUAAAAGACCAUUUGCGAGGUUAUGGUGGGAUGAGACCGUGGCCACUGUAUUGACAUUCCCAAGUUGUCACAACCAGGUUGUAUUACAUCCUGAGCAGGACCGAAUCCUCACUCUACGAGAAUGUGCAAGAUUGCAAGGCUUUCCUGAUUAUUAUAGGUUCUGUGGCACGGUUAGAGAGAGGUACUGUCAGGUUGGAAAUGCAGUUGCAAUUCCUGUCGCGCGAGCUUUAGGAUAUGCAUUGGGAUUGGCAGUUCACAAAUCCAGCGGGAAUGAACCACUGCUGACUCUCCCCCAAAAUUUCUCUCAUUCAAACUAUUUUCAAUUCACAGAAAUUUUGCCCCCACCAUAAGUUGCGGCAUCAUACAAACUUUGUAUCAAGGGAAAGUGCAUCUAUUUGGGGUGGAUAGGAUUUCGACCACAAUAUUUGAACUCUGAUUUGUCCAAUUUUAGUCCCUUUCCAAAUCACCUCCUAGUUGGACUUUCCCGACGCCUUUCCUUCUUCAAGGGCUGGUUCGAUUUUUCUCUAUCAAUUAGAUAGGGAUUGCUUCAUUUAACCAAAAUCCUAAUGUUGUGUUAUAAUCCCCAAAUGGGUAAUUGUUUACAUUUACAGA